Molecule: messenger RNA, 1671 nt
Organism: Aspergillus sclerotioniger CBS 115572
Lineage: Eukaryota; Fungi; Ascomycota; Eurotiomycetes; Eurotiales; Aspergillaceae
Product: camp independent regulatory protein
Exons: 1
Coding region: 273-1646 (457 amino acids)
Molecular function (GO): DNA binding
Source: RefSeq, a predicted model, not a curated record
UGUCGCGGCGUGUUUCUUCAGAUUAUCUUCCGCGGUGGGUUCUUUUACAGCUUCUCGCCUCCUGCCACCUCGCCGGUGUUUCCCUUUCCGGAAAUAUCUCACGCUUCACGUUGACUCGUAAACGGCUACCACGAGCCGUUGCCUGACUCCCGACCUAUUCAUCUUGUCCGCCGUCCAAAACAUCUUUCAACAUUUUUCAUCCGACGAAACCCCCGGUCCUAGCACUCAAACCUACAAUCAUUACGGGUCCCUACACAGAUCACCGGAGGUGGAUGGAGACGUACCACGGGCACGUCCGCACUCCCGCGGACGCUAUCAUCCUCUUUGAAGCGUGUCGCAUUGGUCUUCUUCCCCGCGUACAGCGACGGCUAUCCGAAAAAGAGCGCCAACUGAUCCGCUCCGGGUCAGUCUUUGUCUGGGAUGAACGGGAGGCAGGUAUGCGAAGGUGGACCGACGGCAAGUCUUGGAGUGCCAGUCGGGUCUCGGGAAGCUUCUUGACAUAUCGCGAGAUGGAAGGAAAGCGGGGAGGAACUGGUGUUGCCCAGUCUACCAUGUCUAGAGCUGGCAAAACACCGGAGAGCACGCGAGGCAGUGACGAUGACCGUGCGGAUGGUGCAGACGAAGGGCCAGACGGCUACCGCUACAAGCCCGAUGGCUUGAUGAAACAAUCUUUCAGCAUCACUACAUCCACCGGUCAGCACCUGCACCUUAUCAGUUAUUACUCCAGAUCGCAUCCGUCUGCGGCCAACCUUCAACAACCGUCGACGGAUCCCAACUUGCGGCAUGUCCGCCCUCAAAAGGGGCUCUAUCCAGAGUCCACGGUAAACGAUCAACAGAAUCUCCCCGUGGUGACCCGCGGGCCCAUGGCCGGUGCUGCCUACGUGCCUCCCCACCCGAUGGCGCCAUACGGACGCUCCCCGGCUGCGCAUCCGGCGUCUUAUACGCCCUCUUACACAUGGCCUCCAACUCCGCUGGCAACCCCACCCGUUCCAGUUCACUAUCCCUCAUAUCUACCUCCGGUAUCCCAGCCCAAUGGCCAGGUUCCGUAUGGUCAUGGCCAUGGCCAUGGCCACCAAGCUGCCGUGCCACCUGGGACGCCUUUGCCGCCUCCGCAGCCGCCGGGACUACCGGCGCCCCACGAGCGGCCGGUACAUGCAGCUGAAGUUACAAUGGCUCCGUCUCUCCAGCCGUCGAACGUGCCGGUCCUGGCAAGUCGAUCACCACGGGUGCAUCCAGGAGCUCACGAGCUUCUGCACCGCCCGAGUCCUCCAGAGCUUGGACCGCCAGGGGAAAUUAUCAGAACGUCUCCGCGCACACAACCACAUGUGGUGUCGCACAGCAAUGGGAUUGCCUCGAUGGCGCGUAGUCCGCGACUCCUCAGUCAACCGCCAUCUACGAGCAUACACAUUCCCCCACCGAGUGCGGUGGUGCCCAAGCCUCUGGAGGCCAGCACCGGCACUACCGUGCCCAGCAUCGGCGCACUGAUGAACGGUGCCCCAUCUGGCUCACUUCCUUCGAUCACCGCACCUCCAGUGCCGGCCGCUGGACGUGCCGAGGGACCGCGGGAUAUUCCUAGCGAGAAGAUCGGAUUUGGAGGAGAAGAUAUGCGGGCCCUGCGGCAAUUAGACCGCGUGUUCACCGCAUAGUCUGAGAUGCUCAUUCCUUUCAUCU